This is a messenger RNA of Dentiscutata erythropus, 2286 nucleotides long. Lineage: Eukaryota; Fungi; Glomeromycota; Glomeromycetes; Diversisporales; Gigasporaceae. The record is from the annotation of a GenBank genome assembly.
AUGAGUUAUGUCGGGCAAGAAGAACAGUCUGCCACGAUUACAAUUACGGGAAUGUAUUCCCAAUUAGCGAUCAAUACUGGCUUAGGUCUUGGAACUCUAAUAAUUUUUGGAAUUCUUAGACCUAGGAAUGGGAUUGUAUACGCACCAAAACAAAGAUAUUCUCCGGAGAAAAAACAGCCACCAAAGAUCGAAACAGGGCUCUUCUCUUGGAUUAAACCAGUAAUUAGUGUACCAGAAUCACAAUUGAUAGAGAAAAUCGUACCAUUAAAUGUCUACGGUACAUUACAAGAUUCGGACAACAAAUUUCCUACAAGUGAUAACCCUCUUCAAUUUCUCAGCAUUUCUUAUCUAUCAAGUGAAAAAUGGUUUUGGAUUCAUGUUUCAUUCACAUGGAUAUUUUCAGCCCUUAUAUAUUGGCUCGUUUAUAGACAGUAUAAAGAUUAUGUAGAAUUAAAAGUGGCCUAUUUCGAAUCUGAAGAAUAUCAAGCUUCUUUACAUUCAAGGACAUUAUUAAUCACCAAUGUACCGCAUUCGAUGCAAUCUGAUCAAGGUUUACUAAAACUAAUGGAAUCCUUAAAUGUCAAAUAUCCCAUUUCGGAUGCACAUAUAGCUAGAGAAGUAGGAAAACUACCUAAAUUACUCAAAAAACAUGAUUCUGCUGUUCGUAAGUUGGAAUCAGUUUUAGCCAAGUAUCUGAGUGAUCCUGAUAAUAUUCCAGAAACACGACCGCAUCAUCGCCAAGGAGGUUUACGCGGGACUCCUGUUGAUAGUAUUGAUUAUUAUACACAAAGGAUUCAGUCUCUUGAAAAUCAAAUUUUUGAGUGUCGUAAUUCUAUGUCUGAUAGAAAGCCAUUGAACUAUGGUUUUGUUUCUUUUACCAACAUUCCCGACGCCCAUAAGGUUGCCAAAGAAUUGAGGGAUCAAUCACUAGUUCAACGAACUCAGAAUGUUAUCUCUCCAAAAGUAAGGCUUGCUCCAUUGCCAAAAGACAUGAUAUGGAGUAAUUUAUCAUUAUCUGAUGCUAUCAGAGGACCCAAAAUACUUAUUGGGCAUGCACUUUUUAUCGCGUUAUGUUUUUUCUGGCUUGUUCCUAUAACUUUUAUAUCCACAUUUGCUCAAGUCAAAAACAUUGAAGUUAUUUUUCCAUUUGCGAGGGGUUUAAGUAAUAAUGGGUUUAUCUCUGGCCUCUUACAAGCCUGGAUGACCCCACUUCUAUUGGCUUUAUUUUUCCUUAUAUUGCCUACAAUUCUUCGUCAGCUUGCUAAACAACAGGGAAAAAUAACUAAAUCUUCACUUGACCGGUCUACACUUGGGAAAUUGUAUUUGUUCUUCAUAAUAAAUAGUAUCAUUAUUUAUACUAGCGCAUCAACAAUCAUUGAUACAUGGACAAAAAUCAAGUUAAAGAUCGAUGAAGGUGAUACAAACUUACGAGAUUUUUAUUUAGUCAUCAAACAAUCUAAAUUCCUUGACGAACUUGCGGAUUCGAUGAUAAAAGUUUCUACUUUUUGGAUCAAUUAUAUUUCUUUGCGUGGUGUUGCUGCAGUAUUUGACUUGGCACAAGUCGCUUCUUUGGUGUUAAAGUUUAUACAAAGAAGAGUCGUUAGACCUACUCCUCGAAAUCUUAAAGAAUUUUCGCGUCCACCGGAUUUUGAUUACCCUGUAUAUUAUAACCUUCAUCUGUACGUUUUUACAACAAAAGUUGAAACAGCCGGUUCAUUUUGGCGAUUGGUUUUUAAUCGCAUUGUUAUUUCAACGAUAUUUUGGCAACUUGUGAUGGUUGGAGUGAUGAAUCUGAAAGGAGCUGGUAUUCAGUCUAUUAUAAUCAUACCACUUCCAUUUCUCACAAUAUUAUUUAAAAUUAUUUGUUCCCGUCGAUUUGAUCAAAAAAUUCGAUAUUAUACUCCAACUGAAACAUAUUUGGAAAAUGUAAUGAAUGAAAAGAAAAAUAUUGAUCACUUGUAUGAAAAAGUUUCUACAAGAUUUGACCAUCCAUCAUUAACAACUGAAAUAAUUACGCCAAUGGUUCAUUCAAAUGCUAAAGACGCAUUAAGUAAGGUUUAUCAUGGACGUAAGAGUGAGACAAAAGUGAGCCGACGAGGAACUAUAAAAUCUAUAUCAAUGUUUUUCGAAGGAAACAAUGCAUUAAAAAUUCAAACAGUAGAAGAAAGUGAAUUAGAAGUUGAUGAAGACGCAUAUCUUGAGGAACAAAAUCCUGGAUAUUAUACAAAUCAAGAUGAAUCAGAAUCCUAUUCAUUACCUCAGAAUCAACAAACGUCAACUUCUUAA